Molecule: messenger RNA, 8735 nt
Organism: Callithrix jacchus (white-tufted-ear marmoset)
Lineage: Eukaryota; Metazoa; Chordata; Mammalia; Primates; Cebidae
Gene: CNOT1
Product: CCR4-NOT transcription complex subunit 1
Biological process (GO): nuclear-transcribed mRNA catabolic process, deadenylation-dependent decay; negative regulation of translation
Cellular component (GO): P-body; CCR4-NOT core complex
Molecular function (GO): molecular adaptor activity
Source: RefSeq, a predicted model, not a curated record
CGACGUGAGCGCGCGACCUCCGGCGCCAUUUUGUCGAGAAACAAGCGGAGUUAACCGAAGAGGGGGUUGAGGAGAGCUGGAGUCGGGGACCCAGGAGUUUCCUGUGUUCAGCGCUGCUGGAGCCGUCUGAGAGUCGAUGUCUUGUUCUGUCACCCAGGCUGGAAGACUGUCCUGAUGAUAGCUCACUGCAAGCUUGAACAUUUGGGCUCAAACAGUCCUCCUUCUUCAGCCUCCCACGGAGCUAUGGCUACAGGCAUUAGCCACUACACCCUGCUAAUUUGAAAGAAAGUAGAGAUGGGAUUCUUCUAUGUUGCCUAGGUGCCAUGUUUCAGAACAGAGUAAGACCCCUGGUAAAGAAGAACUGAAGAACUUAUACAGACACCAGAUAUAGCCUAAUUAAAAAGAAAGCAUUAACCUGCCUCUGAGGUGACUAAAGGGGAAUAAUGGUGAUUUUGCGCCGGGCUCGGCCGCCUGCUUCCGCCCCAACCAGCAAUGAAUCUUGACUCGCUCUCGCUGGCCUUGUCUCAAAUCAGCUACCUGGUGGACAAUUUAACCAAGAAAAAUUACCGAGCCAGCCAGCAGGAAAUACAGCAUAUUGUGAAUCGGCACGGUCCUGAGGCAGACAGGCAUUUAUUACGCUGCCUAUUUUCGCAUGUGGAUUUCAGUGGCGAUGGUAAAAGCAGUGGCAAAGAUUUCCAUCAGACUCAGUUUCUGAUUCAGGAGUGUGCAUUGCUGAUUACAAAGCCAAAUUUUAUCUCGACGUUGUCGUAUGCCAUUGAUAAUCCAUUGCACUAUCAGAAGAGUUUAAAGCCUGCACCCCACUUAUUUGCCCAGCUGAGUAAAGUGCUCAAAUUAAGCAAAGUACAAGAGGUAAUUUUUGGCCUUGCCCUGUUGAAUUCUUCCAGCUCAGAUCUUAGAGGUUUCGCUGCCCAGUUUAUCAAACAGAAGCUUCCAGAUCUUCUGCGUUCUUAUAUUGACGCAGACGUCAGUGGAAAUCAAGAAGGUGGCUUCCAAGAUAUAGCGAUAGAGGUCUUACACCUCCUCCUCUCCCAUCUCCUCUUUGGGCAGAAGGGAGCCUUUGGAGUUGGACAAGAACAGAUAGAGGCUUUUCUUAAGACGUUGCGCAGAGAUUUUCCCCAAGAACGCUGUCCUGUGGUGCUCGCACCACUUUUAUACCCUGAAAAACGGGACAUUCUAAUGGACAGGAUCCUGCCUGAUUCCGGAGGGGUAGCUAAAACCAUGAUGGAGAGCUCUUUGGCUGAUUUCAUGCAAGAAGUAGGCUAUGGCUUUUGUGCAAGGCUGGAAUACAGUGGCAUGAUCUCGGCUCAGUGCAACAUCUGCUUUUUGGUUCAAGCAAUUCUCCUGCCUCAGCCUCCACUCGGUAUUGAAGAAUGUCGCAAUAUAAUCAUGCAGUUUGGUGUUCGGGAGGUCACAGCUGCCCAGGUUGCAAGGGUUUUGGGAAUGAUGGCUCGAACUCAUUCAGGAUUAACAGAUGGCAUUCCAUUACAGAGUAUUUCUGCUCCGGGCAGUGGGAUCUGGAGUGAUGGAAAAGAUAAAAGUGAUGGAGCACAGGCACACACGUGGAAUGUAGAAGUCUUGAUUGAUGUUCUUAAAGAGCUGAAUCCGAGUUUGAAUUUCAAGGAAGUAACUUAUGAACUGGACCAUCCUGGAUUUCAAAUUCGUGACAGUAAAGGACUUCAUAAUGUGGUUUAUGGCAUUCAGAGGGGUUUGGGUAUGGAAGUGUUCCCAGUAGACCUCAUAUAUAGACCUUGGAAACAUGCUGAAGGCCAGCUCUCCUUCAUUCAACAUUCCCUUAUAAAUCCAGAGAUCUUCUGUUUUGCUGACUAUCCCUGUCAUACUGUUGCCACUGAUAUUCUGAAAGCACCACCAGAGGAUGACAAUCGAGAAAUUGCCACAUGGAAGAGCUUGGAUUUGAUUGAAUCUCUGCUGAGGCUUGCAGAGGUUGGGCAGUAUGAGCAAGUCAAACAACUCUUCAGCUUCCCUAUCAAACACUGUCCAGACAUGCUGGUAUUGGCCUUACUACAAAUUAACACCUCUUGGCAUACCUUGCGCCAUGAACUCAUCUCCACUCUGAUGCCAAUUUUCCUUGGAAACCACCCUAACUCAGCUAUUAUUUUGCACUAUGCAUGGCAUGGGCAGGGACAGUCUCCCUCAAUUCGCCAACUCAUCAUGCAUGCAAUGGCAGAAUGGUACAUGAGAGGGGAGCAGUAUGAUCAGGCCAAAUUGUCUCGAAUACUUGAUGUGGCCCAGGAUUUGAAGGCCUUGUCAAUGCUGCUAAAUGGUACUCCAUUUGCCUUUGUUAUUGACCUUGCUGCACUUGCUUCACGGCGUGAAUACCUCAAACUUGAUAAGUGGCUCACAGAUAAAAUUCGAGAGCAUGGGGAGCCUUUUAUCCAGGCAUGUAUGACUUUUUUAAAGAGACGAUGUCCUUCUAUUUUGGGUGGACUUGCCCCAGAAAAAGACCAGCCCAAAAGUGCUCAACUUCCUCCAGAAACUCUGGCGACAAUGUUGGCCUGUUUGCAAGCUUGUGCAGGGAGUGUUUCUCAGGAGUUAUCGGAAACUAUUCUUACCAUGGUAGCCAAUUGCAGUAAUGUUAUGAAUAAGGCCAGACAACCACCACCUGGAGUUAUGCCAAAAGGACGUCCUCCUAGUGCUAGCAGCUUAGAUGCCAUUUCUCCUGUUCAGAUUGACCCUCUUGCUGGAAUGACAUCUCUUAGUAUAGGUGGUUCAACUGCCCCUCACACCCAGAGUAUGCAGGGUUUUCCUCCAAAUUUGGGUUCUGCAUUCAGUACCCCUCAGUCACCAGCAAAAGCAUUUCCACCCCUUUCAACCCCCAAUCAGACCACUGCAUUCAGUGGUAUUGGAGGACUUUCAUCACAGCUUCCAGUAGGUGGUCUUGGCACAGGCAGCCUGACUGGUAUAGGAACUGGUGCUCUUGGACUCCCUGCAGUGAAUAACGACCCUUUUGUACAGAGGAAACUGGGCACCUCUGGAUUGAACCAGCCUACAUUCCAGCAGAGUAAGAUGAAACCUUCGGACUUGUCUCAGGUGUGGCCAGAAGCAAACCAGCACUUUAGUAAAGAGAUAGAUGAUGAAGCAAACAGCUAUUUCCAGCGAAUAUAUAAUCAUCCACCACAUCCAACCAUGUCUGUUGAUGAGGUAUUAGAAAUGCUGCAGAGAUUUAAAGACUCUACUAUAAAGAGGGAACGAGAAGUAUUUAACUGUAUGCUAAGGAACUUGUUUGAAGAAUAUCGUUUUUUUCCCCAGUAUCCUGAUAAAGAGUUACAUAUAACAGCCUGCCUGUUUGGUGGUAUAAUUGAAAAAGGACUAGUUACUUACAUGGCACUAGGUCUGGCCCUACGAUAUGUUCUUGAAGCCUUACGCAAGCCUUUUGGAUCCAAAAUGUAUUAUUUCGGGAUUGCUGCACUAGAUAGAUUUAAAAACAGAUUGAAGGACUAUCCCCAGUACUGUCAGCACUUGGCUUCUAUCAGUCACUUUAUGCAAUUUCCACAUCAUUUACAGGAGUAUAUCGAGUAUGGACAGCAGUCGAGAGAUCCUCCUGUGAAAAUGCAAGGCUCUAUCACAACCCCUGGAAGUAUUGCACUGGCACAGGCCCAGGCUCAGGCCCAGGUUCCAGCAAAAGCUCCUCUUGCUGGUCAGGUUAGCACUAUGGUAACCACCUCAACAACCACCACUGUUGCUAAAACCGUUACAGUCACCAGGCCAACUGGAGUCAGCUUUAAGAAAGAUGUGCCACCUUCUAUUAAUACUACAAAUAUAGAUACGUUGCUUGUGGCCACAGAUCAAACUGAGAGAAUUGUGGAGCCCCCGGAAAAUAUCCAGGAGAAAAUUGCUUUCAUUUUCAAUAAUCUCUCACAGUCAAAUAUGACACAAAAGGUUGAAGAGCUAAAGGAAACCGUGAAAGAAGAAUUUAUGCCUUGGGUUUCACAGUAUCUGGUUAUGAAGAGAGUCAGUAUUGAGCCAAACUUUCAUAGCCUAUAUUCAAACUUUCUUGACACAUUGAAGAAUCCUGAAUUUAACAAGAUGGUUCUGAAUGAGACCUAUAGAAACAUUAAAGUGCUCCUGACCUCUGAUAAAGCUGCAGCCAAUUUCUCAGAUCGUUCUUUGCUGAAGAACUUGGGACAUUGGCUAGGAAUGAUCACAUUAGCUAAAAAUAAACCCAUCUUACACACUGACUUGGAUGUGAAAUCAUUGCUGCUAGAGGCUUAUGUUAAAGGACAACAAGAAUUGCUCUAUGUAGUGCCCUUUGUUGCCAAAGUCUUAGAGUCUAGCAUUCGUAGUGUGGUUUUUAGGCCACCAAACCCUUGGACAAUGGCAAUUAUGAAUGUAUUAGCUGAGCUACAUCAGGAGCAUGACUUAAAGUUAAACUUGAAGUUUGAAAUUGAGGUACUCUGCAAAAACCUUGCAUUAGACAUCAAUGAGCUAAAACCUGGAAACCUCCUAAAGGAUAAAGAUCGCCUGAAGAAUUUAGAUGAGCAACUUUCUGCUCCAAAGAAAGAUGUCAAGCAGCCAGAAGAGCUCCCUCCUAUCACAACCACAACAACUUCUACUACACCAGCUACCAACACUACUUGUACAGCCACGGUUCCACCACAGCCACAGUACAGUUACCAUGACAUCAAUGUCUAUUCCCUUGCCGGCCUGGCACCCCACAUUACUCUAAAUCCAACAAUUCCCUUGUUUCAAGCCCAUCCACAGUUGAAGCAGUGUGUGCGUCAGGCAAUUGAACGGGCUGUCCAGGAAUUGGUCCAUCCUGUGGUGGAUCGAUCAAUUAAGAUUGCCAUGACUACUUGUGAGCAAAUAGUCAGGAAGGAUUUUGCUCUGGAUUCGGAGGAAUCUCGAAUGCGAAUAGCAGCUCAUCACAUGAUGCGUAACUUGACAGCUGGAAUGGCUAUGAUUACUUGCAGAGAACCUUUGCUCAUGAGCAUAUCUACCAACCUAAAAAACAGUUUUGCCUCAGCCCUUCGUACUGCUUCCCCACAACAAAGGGAGAUGAUGGAUCAGGCAGCUGCUCAAUUGGCUCAGGACAAUUGUGAGUUGGCUUGCUGUUUUAUUCAGAAGACUGCAGUAGAAAAAGCAGGCCCUGAGAUGGACAAGAGAUUAGCAACUGAAUUUGAGCUGAGAAAACAUGCUAGGCAAGAAGGACGCAGAUACUGUGAUCCCGUUGUCUUAACUUAUCAAGCCGAACGGAUGCCAGAGCAAAUCAGGCUGAAAGUUGGUGGUGUGGACCCAAAGCAGCUGGCUGUUUAUGAAGAGUUUGCACGCAAUGUUCCUGGCUUCUUGCCUACAAAUGACCUAAGUCAGCCCACAGGAUUUUUAGCUCAGCCCAUGAAGCAAGCUUGGGCAACAGAUGAUGUAGCUCAGAUUUAUGAUAAGUGUAUUACAGAACUGGAGCAGCAUCUACAUGCCAUCCCACCAACUUUGGCCAUGAACCCUCAAGCUCAGGCUCUUCGAAGUCUCUUGGAGGUUGUAGUUUUAUCUCGAAACUCUCGGGAUGCCAUAGCUGCUCUUGGAUUGCUCCAAAAGGCUGUAGAGGGCUUACUAGAUGCCACAAGUGGUGCUGAUGCUGACCUUCUGCUGCGCUACAGGGAAUGCCACCUCUUGGUACUAAAAGCUCUGCAGGAUGGCCGAGCAUAUGGGUCUCCAUGGUGCAACAAACAGAUCACAAGGUGCCUAAUUGAAUGUCGGGAUGAAUAUAAAUAUAAUGUGGAGGCUGUGGAGCUGCUAAUUCGCAAUCAUUUGGUUAAUAUGCAACAGUAUGAUCUUCAUUUAGCGCAGUCAAUGGAGAAUGGUUUAAACUACAUGGCUGUGGCAUUUGCUAUGCAAUUGGUGAAAAUCCUGCUGGUGGAUGAAAGGAGUGUUGCCCAUGUUACCGAGGCAGAUCUGUUCCACACCAUUGAGACCCUCAUGAGGAUUAAUGCUCAUUCCAGAGGCAAUGCUCCAGAAGGGUUGCCCCAGCUGAUGGAAGUAGUGCGAUCCAACUAUGAAGCAAUGAUUGAUCGUGCUCAUGGAGGCCCAAACUUUAUGAUGCAUUCUGGGAUCUCUCAAGCCUCAGAGUACGAUGACCCUCCGGGCCUGAGGGAGAAGGCAGAGUAUCUUCUGAGGGAAUGGGUGAAUCUCUACCAUUCAGCAGCAGCUGGCCGCGACAGUACCAAAGCUUUCUCUGCGUUUGUUGGACAGGUAGAGCUUUUGGAAAGAAAGAUGCACCAGCAAGGAAUACUAAAGACCGAUGAUCUCAUAACAAGGUUCUUUCGUCUGUGUACUGAAAUGUGUGUUGAAAUCAGUUAUCGUGCUCAAGCUGAGCAGCAGCACAAUCCUGCUGCUAAUCCCACUAUGAUCCGAGCCAAGUGCUAUCACAACCUGGAUGCCUUUGUUCGACUCAUUGCACUGCUCGUGAAACACUCAGGGGAGGCCACCAACACUGUCACAAAGAUUAAUCUGCUGAACAAGGUCCUUGGUAUAGUAGUGGGAGUUCUCCUUCAGGAUCAUGAUGUUCGUCAGAGUGAAUUUCAGCAACUUCCCUACCAUCGAAUUUUUAUCAUGCUGCUCUUGGAACUCAAUGCACCUGAGCAUGUGUUGGAAACCAUUAAUUUUCAGACACUUACAGCUUUCUGCAAUACAUUCCACAUCUUGAGGCCUACCAAAGCUCCUGGCUUUGUAUAUGCCUGGCUUGAACUGAUUUCCCAUCGGAUAUUUAUUGCAAGAAUGCUGGCACAUACGCCACAGCAGAAGGGGUGGCCUAUGUAUGCACAGCUACUGAUUGAUUUAUUCAAAUAUUUAGCGCCUUUCCUUAGAAAUGUGGAACUCACCAAACCUAUGCAAAUCCUCUACAAGGGCACUUUAAGAGUGCUGCUGGUUCUUUUGCAUGAUUUCCCAGAGUUCCUUUGUGAUUAUCAUUAUGGGUUUUGUGAUGUGAUUCCACCUAAUUGUAUCCAGUUAAGAAAUUUGAUCCUGAGUGCCUUUCCAAGAAACAUGAGGCUCCCAGACCCAUUCACUCCUAAUCUAAAGGUGGACAUGCUGAGUGAAAUUAACAUUGCCCCCCGGAUUCUCACCAAUUUCACUGGAGUAAUGCCACCUCAAUUCAAAAAGGAUUUGGAUUCCUAUCUUAAAACUCGAUCACCAGUCACUUUUUUGUCUGAUCUGCGCAGCAACCUACAGGUAUCCAAUGAACCUGGAAAUCGCUACAACCUCCAGCUCAUCAAUGCACUGGUGCUCUAUGUAGGGACUCAGGCCAUUGCGCACAUUCACAACAAGGGCAGCACGCCUUCAAUGAGCACCAUCACUCAUUCAGCACACAUGGAUAUCUUCCAGAAUUUGGCUGUGGACUUGGACACUGAGGGUCGCUAUCUCUUUUUGAACGCAAUUGCAAAUCAGCUCCGGUACCCAAAUAGCCACACUCACUACUUCAGUUGCACCAUGCUGUACCUUUUUGCAGAGGCCAAUACGGAAGCUAUCCAAGAACAGAUCACAAGAGUUCUCUUGGAACGGUUGAUUGUAAAUAGGCCACAUCCUUGGGGUCUUCUUAUUACCUUCAUUGAGCUGAUUAAAAACCCAGCGUUUAAGUUCUGGAACCAUGAAUUUGUACACUGUGCCCCAGAAAUAGAAAAGUUAUUCCAGUCGGUCGCACAGUGCUGCAUGGGACAGAAGCAGGCCCAGCAAGUAAUGGAAGGGACAGGUGCCAGUUAGAUGAAACUGCAUCUCUGUUGUAUGUGUCACUCUAGCGGUCUCACUGCACCGAGUUCAUAAACUGACUGAAGAAUCCUUUCAGCUCUCCCUGACUUUCCCAGCCGUUUGGUUUGCGGGUAUCUGCCCCAACUACUGUUGGGAUCAGCCUCCUGUCUUAUGUGGGCACGUUCCAAAGUUUAAAUGCAUUUUUUUUGACUCUUGGCCAAAAUUUAGAAGAUGCUGUGAAUAUCAUUUUGAACUUGUGUAAAUAUAUGAAAGAGAAAACCUUUGUCUGGAACUUCUUGAGUUUGUGCAAGCUGUGUCCAAGGCAAGUAAGUACAUAAACUGGUACCUUGUAAUAAAGAGGCAGCUGAUGCCAUGCACUUGUCUGAGGGCAUAGCUUCAUGUCGUCUGACAUUCCUGGUGUCCCAAAGAAUAGCAAAAAGCCAGUUUGAAUAUUAUGUAACUUAUUUUUUUAAUGUGGACAGGGGACCCUGAAAAAUCACUAAGUUAUUAAAAAUGUGGACGUGCUAGAAUUUGCUAUGUCUGGGAAGGGCUCACUAGUGGAAUCCCUUGCGUUUUGUCUCUACCCAAACCCAUUCUAAAGGUGACUGCAUUGGUACCAUUUUAUUUCUUUUGGGGAAUAUAUACCUCAGCCACGUGAGAUGGGGGUCAGCUUUUUUAUCUAAAGGGAAACCAGACCAGGCUUAAAUCCCACUCCCUACCCUCACCCCUACCCCCGACAUCCCUCUCCUGAAACCUUUAUAAACUGUGGGAAUACAGGAAAGGGAACCAAAUCUCAUGAACUGCCCUCCCCAUUACUCCACUGAAUGAAUGGCCAUACAGGCUAAGCUGAAUACUGACAAAGAUGAAAGGACCAAUACAGCUUUUUUUUUUUUUUUUAAAUAAGGAUUUUGAAUGUUUUGCUAAUGUAUUGGUCCCUGUGUUGUAUUUUGUAGCCUUUCGUGGGCUUCAGCUCCCUGUAUGUGUAUGCAUACUGUAGCCAACCAUUAAAGUCAUGACACACA